Messenger RNA from Colletotrichum acutatum, 240 nucleotides. RefSeq lists its product as uncharacterized. The record is from RefSeq and is a predicted model, not a curated record. The transcript is spliced from 2 exons. The annotation marks the transcript as partial. NCBI's taxonomy places the organism in Eukaryota, Fungi, Ascomycota, Sordariomycetes, Glomerellales, Glomerellaceae.
CCCAUCGCGCUUGCCUCGGCGUCUGGUGCUCAUGGCAGAUUCUCUUGCCCUCACUGGACCAAGACCUACUUUCACGCGAAGGACCUGAAGCGCCAUCUGCCGCUCCACACAGGUGACCGCCCCUACGAGCGUGUGCUUUGUCACGAUACUUCCUCGCAAAAGAACACUCUCAAGUGUCGCUCUCAGAAGCGCUCCAUUCGCCGAAUUAAUCCGACUGGUGCUAAUCACUUAUCUCACCCU